Messenger RNA from Gadus chalcogrammus (walleye pollock), 5577 nucleotides. RefSeq names its product zinc finger protein 697. Gene Ontology annotation, biological process: regulation of transcription by RNA polymerase II. The coding region runs from base 516 to 2165 and encodes 549 amino acids. Lineage: Eukaryota; Metazoa; Chordata; Actinopteri; Gadiformes; Gadidae. Gene Ontology annotation, molecular function: sequence-specific DNA binding; DNA-binding transcription factor activity, RNA polymerase II-specific. The record is from RefSeq and is a predicted model, not a curated record. The transcript is spliced from 2 exons. Gene Ontology annotation, cellular component: nucleus.
GCAAUCUGGCAACACUGUCUGUCAGCCAAUCAAGAAAUACGAACAGCCCAGAUCCGCGAGAAGCACAAGAGUAUCGAUCACCCGCGGUAGGACGAGCGUUAUGCUUUCAAACACUUAACACGUUUCUACAUAUUAUUACACAUUACUGGGACCUUAAUGAUCACAGUGAAAGUGUGUAUAAAUGAACUUAGUGUUAAAAUUAGCCUCAGUUUUGGUGCGUGUUACCUAGUUGUUUACCAGAAGGCUAGUGUUUGCUAGCCAGGCCUAGCCAGGGCCCUGCGACGAUCAACUCCCUGCAUCGUAAAGUUGACCGACGUCGUUUUAAAAUUGAAUGUGACAACCCAUGAAUUAAAUGCGGAUAAAAAUACGUGUUUUUCUCCCUCCCUGCACACCCGCUGAAGCAUUUCCGCGGCCAUAACGAGAUCGUUGUAGAGUAGUAGUACGCUAGGAAACUAUACGGCGUAAGCGCAAAAACCUGCUAACGUUAGCCUGCAAAUAAUAACCGAAAUAUCACCAUGACUUCCAGAAGAGGAGGUUAUGCCGGUGGAAUGGAUUCAUCUGCGUCUAGUAGUAGUGUGGUUAACAGUGGAAACCGAAAACAAAGCAUCAUCAACGUCCCCAAUCGGACCGGGUCGGAGUCUUGCUACGAUCGGAAAGUGGACAAGACUGGGUACGGUUCGCAGGGCAACAUGACUGUCACAUCCCUAAAAUCACGCCUGGCCCCCACUAUUCAAAAUGCCAUGUCUGCCGCAGUGGACACUGUUCUUGGCGAGGUAGUCCUCGUUUUAAACGAGACACAACAAGAGUUGUACAACAAGGAGCAGGAAAACGAGAGACUAAAGGUUCGCCUGGAAGUGUCCGAGCGAGAACUGAAGACACUGCAGGAAUGUUUGUGCAGUGCUCAGAAACUGAUUGAUCAACUUCAGAUAUCUUACCCGGGCUCUCAAACUCAGUCUGUUUUCGCACCGUCGCUGUCUUCCUUGACGUCUAUGAAUACGGGAAUGGACCGAGAUCACCAGAACUCUCGGAACGUGAACGGUUCCGGCGUGGACUUGGGUCUAGGUGGCUCCGUGGACGACUCACUCCACGGUUUCGAACCACGAGAUGACUAUAAGAUGUGCCAGCUGUCAAUCCAACCCGAUGGAUCUGUGACAAACCACUCACUGGACGCCUACACCAACACGGCCCACAUGAUCAACGAUUCAAAUAGACAAGAUGAACGGCAGUCCCAGCGAGGCAGCGGUUCCGGGUUUGAGAUCAAAGAGGAGCAAGGUUUGACCCCAGGCAACGGCCAGUCUUCCAGGAAGGACCAGGGGUUGACCGGGGACGACGGAGAGGCAUCUGGCCACAACGUUGGUGACCUUGGCUAUGGCCAGGGAGAGGACGGGGGCUCCCAGCGGUCCUUCACCUACCCUCUUCGUCACCCGCGGCCUGUGAGACCCCGCACGGUCCCCCAGAAUCAGGGCACGCUGGACGUACAGAAGGCCGCCGUAAGGACUGUCCCCGGCAGGGUGGACGGUCUGUCCCCGGCCCGGGCGGAUGACAACGCCGGCCCCUCUGCGCCCGACCUGACGGUGGAGGUCUCCGCCGACCGCCCCCACCACUGCCUGGAGUGCGGCAAGACGUUCCGCCUGAUCUCCAGCCUGAAGAAGCACAUCCGCAUCCACACGGGCGAGAAGCCGUACCCGUGCGGCGUGUGCGGCCGGCGCUUCCGCGAGUCGGGCGCGCUCAAGACCCACCUGCGCAUCCACACGGGCGAAAAGCCCUACUCGUGCUCUGAGUGCGGCAACAGCUUCCGCCACCUGGACGGCCUGCGCAAGCACCGGCGCACGCACACGGGCGAGAAGCCGUACGUGUGCGCCAUCUGUGGCAAGCGCCUGAGCCGCCUGCAGCACCUGAAGCACCACCAGCUGAUCCACACCGGCGAGCGGCCGUGCUGCUGCCCCUUCUGCAACCGCACCUUCAAGGAGCCGGCCGCGCUGCGCAAGCACGUGCGCACCCACCGCGAGGAGGCGGGGCACCUGGCCAUGGGCCCCGCCGAGGAGGUGGACCCCGACGCAAUGGACGACAUCAACAGCCUGCACCCCGCCGCCCCCUCCCCCCAGAUGAGGUUUGGCGAGUGGGGCGGGGAGGAGGACGAGACCUCAGUGGUGGACUGUGUUUAGAGCCACGCUCCACCCCCCCACCCACCCCCUCCGAAGCUACAAAAAAAACGUAUGCUCCAUCUAGUGACAAAACUAAAAUAUCGUUCAAAUUGUCUUCCUAUUGUUUUUACAAACCUGGCCAUCAUGGAAGAGUUUUGAUUCUCUCGAGUCCCACAUUCUGGCUCAUCUAACCCCAGUUUUGGAGUGUUCUUUUAUCAGGGUAGUCCAUUUGCGUUUGCCUUUUUCAUUUUGUAUUGUAGAUGUGAACGUAGUUCUGAAUAUGCUCUUUGUGUUUUGUUCGAGAGCCAACAGUUUGAAGUAGCUGUUCUCAUGGCCACGUCGUGUGUGUGUGUGUGUGUGUGUGUGUGUGUGUGUGUGUGUGUGUGUGUGUGUGUGUGUGUGUGUGUGUGUGUGUGUGUGUGUGUGUGUGUGUGUGUGUGUGUGUGUGUGUGUGUGUGUGUGUGUGUGUGUGUGUGAGCAUCGAAAGCAACUGCUGUUGGGUCAAUGUUUUAGUGGCAGAGCAGAGAUAUGCCAUCAAUGAUAGUAGCAGGUGCAUAGGCAUGACCCUCAGCCAGUGAGGGGAGCUGCACUGGGGGCAGCUGGUUGGAUGUCUCUCCCUGGUUGGCCUGGGAGCCAAGGUGUGAUGGGGAGGUUUGACACACAGGAUGGAUGGAUUGACGGAUGUAAUAUGACCUUAUCAACUUUUAAGUUUCCACAAGCCUUUAUCAAGGUGUGGCCCGAGUAUAGCCUGUUGGCGUGUUUGCGGGAAGCACAGCCUUUCUUCAGUGUUGAUGCAUUAUGCCCUCAUCUGUUAGCCUCAUCCUUUAUAUUUUAAAGAUCUGCGCAUUCAAAGGCUUCUGCUACAGAAUGUGAUGGGGACUGUUCAUUGGUGUGGAUAAGGGCAAAUGUAUUAUUUCUUCUAUCUAUCUUGUAAAAAAAAUCUUGGCAUUCAGACUGUGGAAAUAAAGGUAGAAUUUCAUUGUACAACUGAGAACAUCUCUUUUGUGCAUAUGACAAACACUUUGAAUUGAAUUGAAUAAGAUGUGUGGCAUCAACAUGCUGUAUUCAGAGAAAUAAAAACGAAUUGUUGCCAUCCAUUGACACUAGUUAAUUUGACUGAUGGAUGGUGGUCCUUUUUGGUCAGCUCGGAUUCGGUGUUGAGAUGGACCCUGUGAAAUUACGCUGAAUUCACUGCCCCUGCUCGACCUACAGCUUUAUUCUGUCUGCCUCAAAAUGUCAAUCUGACACAACUGGUCUUAAAUUCCAUCUGUCAAAAAUGUUGACGGAUGGAAAGGAUUGUCGGUUAUGUUGAGUCAAAAUGACCGACCAUCCUAGAAAUUAUUUGUGAAACUUUAGGUUGUGCCACAAGUUUGUAAUCUGCCGCACUGUGGUGAGGGGACAAGUCCAUUUUUCAUCACAGGCUAACGCUACAAAACUCUGUUUUACCAUUUUUCUGUAUUUAAUAACCAUGUAUUAACGAAUGGCAUUCCUUUCUUUUUUUUUUUUUAAAACCAGUAUUUCAUAUUCAAGACAUUGAAUGGCUCAAUGUUUCUAAGAUUUUAACCCUCCAAAGUUGCGGCCAUUAGCCGAGCCGCAUUGGCGCAUGCAUGUCUAAUCAUUCCCAUGGCACCAACUCUAGGUGAGCUGACUCUGUACAUAAGAAUGUGACUUACAACACCCUGUCCCCCUUAGCCCAAGUAUUGCCCAUUGGUCUACGACUGUACUGUAAAUAUGUAAUCUCCUUUAUCUUCUUUCCAAUGGCAAAGCUUUUGGGCAUCAGAACAAGCAGCAAAGGAACAUUUCUCUCUGCCUCUCUGAGAUAUAGAUCUACCAUUAUACACGCUACUUUAAUGAGCUUAAUGUAAUUGUUUAAAUGAGAACAAUAUGUACAUACAUUUACUAGUGUGUGCCCUUUUUUAUAUGGGUUCAACUAUGAAACAUGUCUCUAUACUAGGAACUUUGCCACGGUUGUCCUUACCCCCUCUUAACUAACUUAACUUCUUUUUGGUUCAAGCACAUUCUGGGGAGCUUUGCAUGAAUUUACUUUAAAGUGAUCUAUUUCAGUCCUGAAUCUGGUGUUUACUGAAUGAAUUUUUCAUGCCUCUGUGCUCCAAAUAUUUUCCCAUAUAAGUCAACCCUUUUGCCUAAAUGUUGUAUAUUAAAGGGCAUUUGUUUAUACAUUUCUGUGCCCUUUUUUUCUUCUUAAUAAGAAUUUUAUAAGUCAAUGAUAUACUGUACUUUUGUUUAACAACUGUUUAACAUCUGCAAGGGAAAUACCUACUAUAUAUAUAUAUAUAUAUAUAACUAUCUAAGCACUUAAUGUAUGAUUAUUUGUGAGUAAGGCUUUCCAAAUCCAUGGCUUUCAGUCAUGUUUCAUUGGUUUAUAACCUGGCUAAGGCCUGCAUGUCCACCCUGACUUUCUCAGUCUUCUGUAAAAACUGGCCUGUUCAAUGCCUUUUACUUAAGGUUUGUAUGUGUUGGUUCUGGUAACCUUUCUUGGCUAUCAACAGCUAGAUAAUAACUGACUGACACAAAUGAAGAUGGUGUUAAGAUUAAAGGUAUAUGUUUGUAAAUUGUGGUAAAGUUAGAAAUCUGCACAAUUUGUGACACACAAAUAAUCAAUAUAAGUACAAUUUAAGAACAUAUUAUGGUUUUGAUCCAUUACUCUUGAGUUUUGGACAGUUGAAUUGGGUGUGUGAAAAUUAUAGAAUUUAGCAAUUAUUUAAUAUCAGAUUACCUUUCCUUUUAAAUGAAUGUUUUCACGUUGUAAAGGUUUGUAUAUGCUCUGGGCUACGGGACAUUUGAAUUAUGAUUUGGGAGGGCAUUCAGGGCAAUGCCUUAUACUUUUGGCAACUGGGACUGCUUUGCGUAGUUCUGAUGUUUAUACAUUUGUAACUUCAAAAUUAAAAAACCAGAGCGCCAAAUCUAUAUUAAAGCUCUUAUGGUAGAAGUAAAACUGACGUGUCAAAAUAAAGAAAAAAAAAGAGCAAAAGCUGACGUAUACCAUGAAUGCAAACUAACAUAACAUAGGCGCUCAUAGUACUGCAACAUCUUCCUUCUUUAUUACGUAUAAUUAAACUGAAAGACUUAGCGAAUCAAGUAUCAAUGUGAACGUUUGUAUUGAAGUUCAUUAUUGCAUGAAGCCGGGCCAAUGGCAUUGCAAUGCCUGCCUCCGGUAUAACCCAUGUCAAUGAGACAAAAUUAUAACAUAAGGAUGGUUUAUAAUGUCAAUCGACUAUGAGCGCUGAAAUGAAUGUGUAAACUGUUAGUUAAUUAAUGAUAACCAAAUUUGGAUGAGGAAAUGGAGGGUUUACUUUGAAGCGUAGUUUCAACACAUUAGGCCUCUAAUAAUAUGAAUGAGGGUUAUUACCAGUUAUUGUACAGUGUUUGAGCAAGUUAAAAACCAUGUGUUAGCAGAGGAUGGUUUCGAUCC